CAAUUGCAUUGUCAAGGCGUUUUUAUAUAAAAUUUUGCUACUUGCGAAUAACGCCCACCUGUUUAAAAAACGUAAUCCUUUCACAAUGCUCGUGAAAGUGACGCAUCGGGUAUUUCAAAAUAAACAGAUAAAAGCAUUUAAAGAACACGUGUAUAAGUUUAGCCUGUCUUACAAGCACACGUACUAUUUUACACUUUGGGAGCAAGUUUUUCGUUUAAGUACACGAAAAUAUCAACAUGUCAGAUCAGAAGCCCACUACAGCUGACCCAAAUCAAGUCAAUAUGCAGAUGCCAUAUGGACAGCCACAGGGUUAUGGAAUGCAGCCAGGUUAUGGAGCACCUCCACAGCAAGGAUACGGAGGACCUCCACAGCAAGGAUAUGGAGCACCACCACAGGGAUACAGAGCACCUCAACAAGGAUAUGGAGCUCCUCCUCAAGGAUAUGCCCCAGGCUUUGGGCCACCUCCAGGUAUGGCUCCUCAACAGCAGUGGGCAGCCAGACCUGAUGCCAUUCCAGGCUGUCCUCCAGGUUUAGAAUAUCUGACCACAUUAGAUCAGAUGCUGGUCAAACAACAGGUUGAACUUAUGGAAUUAAUCACAGGCUGGGAAACCUCCAACAAAUACAAAGUGUUGAAUAGUAUGGGACAACAGAUUUACUUUGCAGCAGAAGAGUCUGAUAUGUGUAUGAGACAGUGUUGUGGGCCACAGAGAGGUUUUACAAUACACAUUACAGAUAAUUUAGGACAGGAAUUGAUCCAGGUAAAAAGAGAAUUUAAAUGUUGCGCAGGAUGUUGUUGGUGUGCUAGCGCUGAUUCUAUUGCACACGAAAUAUCGAUAGAGGCGCCACCUGGACAAGUUGUCGGUUAUGUCAGACAAGAGCAGAGUUGCUGGGAACCUAACUACACAAUCAGAGAUGCUAACCAUGAACCCAUUCUAAGAAUGAAAGGACCAUGUUGUAUCAUACAGGGACCAUGUUGUCCCCAGGACCAAGAGUUUAUAAUCUCAUCAGAAGAUGGGGCCCAUGAGGUUGGUAAGAUCAGUAAACAAUGGACUGGACUAAUGAGAGAGGCCUUUACAGACGCUGACAACUUUGGAGUAUCUUUUCCUAAAGAUCUGGAUGUUAAAGUCAAAGCUACACUUCUAGGAGCAGUUUUCUUAAUUGAUUUCAUGUUCUUUGAGCAAAAACAGAACAAUAAUAACAGAUAAGAACUUUACGGUAAAGAAGUAACCAGAACCAUAAAGAACAUUCCCUGUGUUUAAGUUUUGACCAAUCAUUUUAUAUUUAAAAAAAGACGCUGUAACAAAAUACCAUUAAGCUAGUUGCUAUGUAGUUAAGUUACUUUGUUUCUAAAAUCUCUUGGAAACCUGUUACAUAAUUUAAAUGUGAUUUUAGAGUGAGUGUAUAUGGCAUUUAUUUUAAUUUGAUAAUGCAUUAUUUAAUCUUAAUUGAUUUUAACUAAUUAGUAACAAGAUAGAAAAGUUUCAUCAUUAUUCAUUUAAAAAUUUAUGAAACACUCAUUCUGAUUUUUGAAAUUGAUCUUUGAAAUUUCACACAACUUUGUUUAAAGCUUUUGAUACAUUGGAAGUAUUUUAAAUUCUGGAAUUGAGUCAUAAUACUGAAUUACAAAAGAACAUUUUUCAAAAAUCAAUAAUGAAAUAAUCCUGUAAUUUCUGGCUCAUUACUGUACAAGCAGUCAGAUUUAGCCAGAGUAGGCAAUUCAAAUUGUAGUAUGAAAUAGCUUAGGAACAAAAAAUGUUAUGUCCGCAACUACGCACAUUUUGCAUGUCUGCAAUUCCUCAAAUUACAAAUGUGAUUUCAUUAUUUUAUUAUUAUGAAACUUUUAAUGUUUGUAAAUGUUAUUGUCAUUUAAACUUGUUAUAAUUUAAUUCCAUUUUACUAUUUAAAAAAAUUAGAUAUAUACAAUAGGCAUUAGUUUUUCUAAAAACAUGUGAUAUAGGAUUGUAUAAGAAAGAUAUUAGGAAGAUGUUAUCAUGAUUAUGUUAGAAAGAUGUAAUCAUGAUUAUGUUAGAAAGAUGUAAUCAUGAUUAUGUUAGAAAGAUGAAAUCAUUAUUAUGUUAGAAAGAUGUUAUCAUGAUUAUGUUAGAGAGAUGUAAUCAUGGUUAUGUUAAAUGUAAUCAUGAUUAUGUUAGAAAGAUGUUAUCAUGAUUAUGUUAGAAAAAUGUAAUCAUGAUUAUGUCAGAAAGAUGAAAUCAUGAUUAUGUUAGAAAGAUGUAAUCAUGAUUAUGUUAGAAAGAUGUAAUCAUGAUUAUGUUAGAAAGAUGAAAUCAUUAUUAUGUUAGAAAGAUGUUAUCAUGAUUAUGUUAGAGAGAUGUAAUCAUGGUUAUGUUAAAUGUAAUCAUGAUUAUGUUAGAAAGAUGUUAUCAUGAUUAUGUUAGAAAAAUGUAAUCAUGAUUAUGUCAGAAAGAUGAAAUCAUGAUUAUGUUAGAAAGAUGUUAUCAUGAUUAUAUUAGAAAGAUGUCAUCAAGGUUACAAUAGAAAGAUGAUAUGCUUAUUUGAAUUGGUCAUUUCCUUUUUUUAAUGGUUGUAUUUUCUGACCAUAGUGCCUUAUGAUUGAAGUAAAAAAUCAUUUAUUUUUUAAAUUGUAAUAAAAAGUUAUUCCCAGUGAAGUAUUAUCUGUAUAGUUUUAUUGUAGGUGGUGAUUUUUCUAGAUCUCAUUUAAGCAUUGGAUUCUUGGAA
Molecule: messenger RNA, 2697 nt
Organism: Mytilus trossulus (common blue mussel)
Lineage: Eukaryota; Metazoa; Mollusca; Bivalvia; Mytilida; Mytilidae
Product: phospholipid scramblase 2-like
Exons: 12
Coding region: 237-1205 (322 amino acids)
Biological process (GO): plasma membrane phospholipid scrambling
Cellular component (GO): plasma membrane
Molecular function (GO): phospholipid scramblase activity
Source: RefSeq, a predicted model, not a curated record